UUUGUAUAGAUUGUGUACAUUUUGGUGUUGUCUGUUUAGACCAUUGAAGACAUCCUAAAGUGCAAACCUGGUGGUGUAGAAGUCAUGCAGCACUAUAAAGACACUGGUAAUCUCUCAACCUCCAAAAGAAAGGAGAUGAUUAAUAUAUUGGUUGCACACAUGACUGAACAAGAAGGAAGGAUACCGCUUAAGGCCACAAGAGAGAUGUAUGCCCUUGGCAUUAUUACUCUCUUUCCAAACCUAAAAGAUCCUGAAGGGAAGACAGGCUAUGAACAAUACUAUGACACACAGAGAGGCACAGGUUUUAUUAUGAAUCGCCUAAAGACGGUUCAGAGAAACACUAAUUGUAAAAUGCCCUCUCAAUCAAAUGAGAAAUCUUGUGACCCUAGAAUGGAGGAAAUGAUCUGCCUUACAGAUCAGCUAACAGCUGAUGAUUGCCAAGAAGCAAUCUCACUGCUUAAACACAGCACUGAUCGUGAUAUCAUCUUCUGGAAGAUGAAAGAAACGUUUCAGUACCGUCAGGAGAUUGUAAAGGACCCAAAGUCGUCCACCUCCAUCUUUCACAUUUUUCCUAGAUUCCGGGACACCAAGGGUCUGAUACAUCAAGACUUUGCUUUGAUGUUUGGCCUGGAAACAGCCUCCAGAUUUUUAGAGAAGUGGAAUACCUCCUUCAAGCAAAAUGUGAUUAAGGAGGCAAAAACUCUAAAUCCAUCUGCAUUCCUGCUACAGCUACUGAAAUCUGCUGAAAAAAACAACGGAGACAACAGUAAUGAAGAAUGGGAUAGUGACAUAGCAUCUCUGCUUUUGCUGUUACACCUCCUUGCACCCCAACCUUCUGGAAGGAAGAGAGCAGCCAAGAUCAGUGUGAGAGAUGCUGUUGGUCGCCUCCUGAAAUUUGAAAAGUCCUGCAGAAGUUUGGAGGACCAUCUCUCAGAGGUGGAGGACAGACAGCCCUAUCUUCUGGCCACUGGACAAACCAAAGCAGAUGCACUUAAAUUCUACAUUGUGGUCGACAAGAAUCUCAUACCCUGUCAAGCAAGUACUUCACUUGGAGCUUUUGAUGAGCUUUUCAAAGCUCAUUAUGUCUUUGGUGCACAAUAUGACCCAUCUCUCAGCAACAUGUUCACCUUUAUCCAGACAACAAUCUACAAAAUCCAUCCUAGCACGUCCAGCCAAUCAUCACGCACUCGAGAGCUGAGAGCGAAACUGUUAAACAGUUCAAUGGAAAGUACAUAAUGAGAAGAUGUUUCAUUUGCAAGUCUUUGCUGGGUACAAGCAUUAAAUUGUUUCGACACCUGAAGUUAGCUCAUGGCAUGUACCCAUGGGUACAUGCCAUGAGCUAACAUACUUAGAAAAGACAACUUGAGGAUUAUU
Molecule: messenger RNA, 1374 nt
Organism: Pungitius pungitius (ninespine stickleback)
Lineage: Eukaryota; Metazoa; Chordata; Actinopteri; Perciformes; Gasterosteidae
Exons: 6
Coding region: 85-1236 (383 amino acids)
Source: RefSeq, a predicted model, not a curated record